CAUCCCUCUUCUCUCACAAACCUCCAACUGAUCAAGCUCUCUAGCUCCCUGCUCAUCCUACUGACAUUAUGGCAACUGCAGGAAAGGUGAUCAAGUGUAAGGCGGCUGUGGCCUGGAAGCCCAAUGCCCCCCUGGUGAUGGAAGAGAUUGAGGUGGCCCCUCCACAGAAAGGUGAAGUCCGCAUCAAGAUAAUCGCCACAGGUGUGUGCCACACGGACCUGUACCACCUGUUUGAGGGGAAGCAUGAGGAGGGCUUCCCAGCUGUGCUGGGCCACGAGGGGGCCGGCAUCGUGGAGAGCGUGGGCGAAGGGGUCACCGAGUUCAAGACAGGUGACAAAGUCAUCCCCCUCUUCAUCUCUCAGUGUGGAAGUUGCAUGUUUUGCAAGUGCCCCAAGACCAACUUGUGUGAAGAGAGCUGGGCGAGCAUGCGUUACGGCAUCAUGUCGGAGGAGGACUCGCGCUUCACCUGCCGGGGCCAGAAGAUCCUGCAGUUCAUGGGCACCAGCACCUUCUCCGAGUACACCGUGCUCAACCAGAUCGCCGUGGCCAAGAUCGCCGACGACGCCAGGCUGGACCGGGUCUGCCUGCUGGGCUGCGGCAUCUCCACGGGCUACGGGGCGGCCGUCAACACAGCUGCGGUCACCCCCGGCUCUACGUGUGCCGUGUUCGGCAUGGGGGCUGUUGGCCUCGCCGCAGUCAUGGGAUGUCGGAACGCGGGCGCCUCUAGAAUCAUCGCCAUCGACGUCAAGGACGAGAAGUGUGCCAAGGCCAAAGCCCUGGGAGCCACGGAGUUCAUCAACUCCAAGAAGCACUCCAAGCCCAUCAGCGAGGUCCUCAUCGAGAUGACCAACGGAGGGGUCGACUUCUCCCUGGAAUGCGUAGGCAGUGUUCAAGUCAUGAGAAGUGCGCUGGAGGCGUGUCAGAGGGGAUGGGGCGUCAGCGUGAUCGUGGGCUGGACAGACAUGGAGGACUUCUCAGCCCGGCCCAUCCAGCUCAUCGCUGGCAAAACCUGGAAGGGCUCUCUUUUCGGAGGAUUAGGUAAAGACAGCGUCCCACAGCUGGUUCUGGACUACAAAUCUGGCAAAAUUAAUUUGGAUGAGUUUGUGACCCACAACAUGCCCUUGGCUAAAGUCAACGAUGCCAUUGAGCUAAUGAAGACUGGAGAAUGCAUCCGCACUAUUCUGGCUGUAUGUCCCCAGUAAACAAGGCAAUGACCCAAGAUGACCCAGCGGCCCAGAUCCCAUGGAAGGGAUCUCUCUCUCUCUCUCUCUCUCUCUCUCUCUCUCUCUCUCUCUCUCUCUCUCUCUCUCUCUCUCUCUCUCUCUCUCUCUCUCUCUGUCAUUUUAUAUGGUUAAGGGUUAGCAAAUGAGGUAUCAUAAACCUUUUCAUCCUCUUUUUUAUGACUGUCAAUCAAUAUAAUAAAAUCUUUAUCUUAACAUGAGUGGAGGAGUCAUACUGUGAUAAAAGAAAAUAUAUUUUUCCCCACGCGAGUCUUGUCAAAGAGGGCGGCACACAACAAAUCUUUCUCACAGCAAAGCAGAAGAUGACGUUUUGUGGCAAAAAACUGUUAUUGUAGAAAGAAUGGAUGUAGCCACUCCGUGUUGGCCAUUUGUUAAGUUUCAUAAUCUCAUGGUUUCUUUUUUUAAAACCAAUAAACAAAUUGAUUUUCAUUUUC
Molecule: messenger RNA, 1675 nt
Organism: Engraulis encrasicolus (European anchovy)
Lineage: Eukaryota; Metazoa; Chordata; Actinopteri; Clupeiformes; Engraulidae
Product: alcohol dehydrogenase 1-like
Exons: 9
Coding region: 69-1202 (377 amino acids)
Biological process (GO): formaldehyde catabolic process
Cellular component (GO): cytosol
Molecular function (GO): zinc ion binding; S-(hydroxymethyl)glutathione dehydrogenase [NAD(P)+] activity
Source: RefSeq, a predicted model, not a curated record